AUGUUGAGGGCAAACGGCCAUAGGAUUGCGAACAGUGAACCACGUUCCCGGUUCAAUCUUUCAUUUGCGAAUGAUCCAAGAGUCCCGUCGAUUGAAUUUAAUCUUUUUGCCAACAACAUCCACCCGGACCUUGACGAUGCUGCCCUCUACCAAGUGUUCGGUGCUCGAUAUCGUUCCUGUCGUGGAGCAAAGGUUUACCGUAAUCGCGAUGGAACAUCAAGAUGUCUUGGAUUCAUUCGUUUUGGUGAUCAAACGGAGCAACAAAUGGCGCUGGUGGAGAUGAAUAAAACGGUUGUACGAGGACGUGAAAUUGUACUCAAGCUGGCAGCAGCUAAACAGCGAUUGCCACGGCAUCAGAUUCGAGAUGGAAUGCAGCCUCAGAUAAUUGCUGACCAGUCAGUUGCGACGUACAAUCAGAUGGCCGCUUAUCAACAGCCGCAACAGCAGCCACAGGUGGCUUAUACUUACACUCAACCUCAGCCUCAAGCACCUGUUGUGGCGGCUCCUCAACCUUCUGAACUAGUCUACCCGUACAAUCCGACCGCUGAGGAGGCAAAUGCCGAGCUCAUUGCGAAUGGUGACGCUUGGUGGGAAGAGUUGGAAGAGAGCAGGUAA
Molecule: messenger RNA, 615 nt
Organism: Cooperia oncophora
Lineage: Eukaryota; Metazoa; Nematoda; Chromadorea; Rhabditida; Trichostrongylidae
Source: the annotation of a GenBank genome assembly